Messenger RNA from Sphaeramia orbicularis (orbiculate cardinalfish), 648 nucleotides. It is a transcript of the gene ttc29, whose product is annotated as tetratricopeptide repeat domain 29. The record is from RefSeq and is a predicted model, not a curated record. The transcript has 6 exons. Gene Ontology annotation, cellular component: sperm flagellum. Gene Ontology annotation, biological process: cilium movement. NCBI's taxonomy places the organism in Eukaryota, Metazoa, Chordata, Actinopteri, Kurtiformes, Apogonidae. Gene Ontology annotation, molecular function: protein binding. The coding region runs from base 1 to 648 and encodes 215 amino acids.
AUGGUUACCACUGCUCCUUUAUACUCAGGGUCAAAUGCAGAGGACACAUUUUCCCACUCAGAUCAGUCCAGGCUGAGGACAAACAGAUGGAAGGGGAGGCCAUGUAUCGACUGGGACUGGCCUAUCAGAGCGCAGGAGACCACCACACCGCCAAACAGGUAUUACUUGAAGGCCUACACACAGGUGUGCUCAGCUCUGCAGGAUGGACCAGGCCUGGCUCUGGCCUACACAGCUGUGUCUAAGUCCUUCCAGAGUCAGGGGAAAACAGAUGAGUCGAUCCAGUGUCUGCAGACGUUAAAGGACAUCUGCUUCAGGAACAGCAUGCCGCUCAUCCUGUUGGACGUCUGCAUGUGUCUGGGUGAUAUCUACUACAGCAGGAAUCAGUUGGAACAGGCUGUGGAACACUACCUACAGAGUUAUCAGAUAGUCACUGAACUGAGACACACUGAACUCAUGCACAAAACACAGGUGUUAGUGGGAAUCGCUCGUGCUCGCCUCCUGAUCCCAGAGUUCAGCACUAACGUACUGUCGACCUCACCCAGCGCUGUGCAGCAGCUGAUGACCUGGAAGGAGACCAGACAAUGGAAGGGUCCAUGUGCACACCCUGAAGAACACACAGCAGACGCACAACACUGGCUCCAACCCUGA